CAAAAUAAUAUUUUACAAUAUUUAUGUUCCGGUUGUAAAGUAAGAGUUCACAAUAAAUGCAGAUAAACUUAAGCAACAAAACGCAGUAACAACGAAUAUGUUUUCAGUAUAAUUUUAAAUUUGAAUUAAGCAAUCAUUUUUGGUAAUCGUUUUAAUUCGACUAAUUACUUUGCUGAUUAACUAAUUAAUUAGAAAUACGCAAUUAAAGCCUUUAAUUAUUAUUAAUAAAAAUCCAAUUAUCAAACAAUUAAAUGAUGAUUGAUUUUAAAUGGCCAUUAACUUUGUUUGAUCUUCCUUUUAUGUACAUGUGAUCAAAAGAAAAAUAUCUCUCUGCAAUAAGCAGUGUUCAACUUAUUAAAGUAAAUUAACGAAACAAUUAAAAUGCAAACUGUAAAACAAUGGACCAUUGCAGUAUAAAUAUCCAGACGGCACAAGACCCAAGCCAUAAAACCUUUUACCUCAUAAAAUAUACACUGAGCAAAAUUAUACCAAGCCAGGUCAUUACCUUAAUACACAAAAUUCAUAGUCUUAUAAUAUAUAAUAGACUUCAUCUGCCUACAAAUAAAUCAGCAUGGACAUUAUCUCAGCAGCGUGUUGUCUUCGCAACAAGUUGGUGGCUCUUCACAACAGUGAUAUGACUGUAUCACAACUUGAGAAUGCUAUAGCCAAUGUGGACCAGCAGAGUAUGAUGUCAGUCAUAGAAGAUAAACAGUCUCAUCAUCUUCGUCUACUUCUCCGUUUGUCUGUCAACGAAGGAGUGUGUCACAUGUACAAGCAGUAUUCCAGCAGAAAAUGGACUGAGGUACAAAAGACAGCAUCAGCGAUCAAGUCCAGUUUAGAAGCAGACGAUAAUGUACAGAUGAAUAUUAACACUUCAUCAUCAGCAACAAGUGGGCAAACGUUCCAAGAUAGGGCUGCCGGAGUGUGGACCAGCGUGGUUUGUGAGUUGUCCAGAUGUGAUUGAUAAUACAGAAUACAAUGUGCCUUUUUAGUGCUUUUCAUAUAUUAUUUUGUUGUUGUGUAAACUUGUUGUUACUGCUGUGCUAAAAUGUGUUAUUUGAUUACAAUAUUAUGAAUAAAAUACAAAAAAAUAGAUGGUGUUGGUCUUUAUUAGAAUUAAGAAUGCUAAGCUGUGUAAUAGAAAUAUCAAAAGUGUGUAACGAUUUAGUUUGAAACAGAUAUGAACUUAUGCGAUAGCUUUGAAGAAACCUCUUAUAUUAUGACAUACUGUAUAACCUGUCUUGGUAAACAUGGACUGUAUUGGCAAGUGAUAAUGUAAAGAGCACACAUUUUUCAAAUAAGAAAAGAUGAAAACAAACAUAAUGUAUAUUAAAGUAUAUUUAAAUGCUACAAUGAAUCUGUGGAAGAAUGACAUACAGCAUAACCUCUCAAUAAAGACCGGUCUUGCAAAAUACAAAAUAUAUUGACAAGUGGUCAUUUAAUGAAAGAACAUAACAUUCAGUCAAAGAAAAACAUAAUUCACUUUUAAAUGUU
Molecule: messenger RNA, 1494 nt
Organism: Ruditapes philippinarum (Manila clam)
Lineage: Eukaryota; Metazoa; Mollusca; Bivalvia; Venerida; Veneridae
Exons: 3
Coding region: 572-964 (130 amino acids)
Source: RefSeq, a predicted model, not a curated record